Messenger RNA from Danio rerio (zebrafish), 2949 nucleotides. Lineage: Eukaryota; Metazoa; Chordata; Actinopteri; Cypriniformes; Danionidae. The record is from RefSeq and is a predicted model, not a curated record.
AAAAUCCUCUUUUUUCAUGUCAAGAGUUCCUGUUUUUCCAUCAUUCAUUACAUUGAUGUACUACAAACUUCCACAAUAAGUUAAUGUUAUUGGUGUAACCCGACUUAAGCAAAUCAAAUAUUGUAUCACAAGAUAUAACAUCAUAAUGUGUUUUUUUCCUCAAUCAGUGUAAAUAAAUCAGAUUUCUCUUGUUUCUUCUCCUGAAGCUCUGCCGCCAUCAGUGAAAGACAAAGACAGAGUUUAUUGAAGGACAGUGAGAAGAUGAGUGAUCCAGAACCCUGCAGAAUUAAACAGGAAGAGACUGAAGAACUAAUAGAUGUGAUUGUGAAGGAGGAGAGUGAAGAACUGAGUGAAGAUGAGGAGAAACAUUAUGUCAAAAGUGAAACUGAGACAAAUGCAGAACACAGUAUCUUAAUGGAAAGCACAGCAGUGAAAGGUUUCGUCUGCACUCAGUGUGGAAAGAGUUUCAAGCACAAAUACACUCUCAACGUCCACAUGAAGAUCCACACUGGAGAGAAACGCUACAAGUGUUCACACUGCGAGAAGAGCUUCAUUCAUUCAGGACAACUGAAACAGCACCAGAGGACUCACAGCAGAGAGAAAUCUUUUCACUGCACUGCUUGUGGGAAGAGUUUUAAACAUUUGUGUUCACUGCGAAAACAUGCAAUGAAGCUUCACAACCUGAUUGUGAAGGAGGAGGAGACUGAAGAACUGACUGAAGACAUGAAGGACCACCUUAUUGUUCAUACAAAUGAGAAGAUACACUCCUGCUCUUGGUGUGGAAAGAGUUUCAUACAGCAGUCGCAUUUACGAAAACAUCAGAGGAUCCACACCGGAGAGAAACCGUGCACGUGUCCUCAGUGUGGCACGAGUUUCACACAAUCGUCAAACCUUCUUCGACACAUGCUGAUCCACACUGGAGAGAAAACACACAAGUGUGAUCAAUGCGGGAAAACAUUUUUCAGGCCUUCAGAGCUGACCAUCCAUCUUAGAGUUCAUACCAAGGAGAAGCCUUAUUCUUGCUCUGAGUGUGGAAAGAGUUUUACACGGCAGACACACUUAAAAUCACAUCAGAACGUCCACACUGGCGUGAGAGAGUUUGUGUGCUUCAUGUGUGAGAAGACUUUUAUUAGAGCUGCGGAGUUAAAGCGUCACAUGAGGACCCACACCGGAGAGAAACCGUACGUGUGUUCACACUGCAACAAGAGAUUCGCUCGGUCGGGUGAUCUGAAAAUACAUGAGAUGAUCCACACUGCAGAGAAACCCUACACAUGUACUGAGUGUGGCAAGAGCUUCACUAGAAUAUUAUACAUUUACAAACACAUGAAGAGCCACACUGGAGAGAAAACAAACACGUUCGAUCAAUUAUGCUGAACAUUUCUGGUGGCUGAAGGAUCAUAUUCAAUUUCAUGUAAAGCUACAUUGAUUUCCUUUGCUAGUAAAGAGUUUUACAUCAGAUUUCACUGUAAAAAGUGUGUAUCCUAAUGGGAUAGUUCAACCAAAAAUGAAAAUGUACACUAUUUACUCACUCUCAGGAGGUUCAAAACUUUUAUUCAGUUCUAUUAAUCUUUAUUUCUAUAGCACUUUUACAAUGUAGAUUGUGUCAAAGCAAGUCUAGUAGAUUGAAACAGUGUCAGUCCAGUUUUCAGAGUUGAAGCUCAGUUUAGCUCAGUUCAGUGUGGCUUAAUUUUCACCGCUGAUAGUCCAAACACUGAAAAGCAAAUCCAUCGAUGAGUUUUCGACAGUUAAUCGAUUGUUUAGAGAGUUGCGUGCAGAAUGGUCUUUGUUUGCAUUCUGUCAACAUCAAAAUCUGCAGGACAUCCACAAGUCUCAAACCAUGUAAGCCAGUGGCGACAAACUUCACCAAUCGAUGAAAGUGAAGAAAAAAACAAAACCUAGAAAGAAACCAGGCUCUGUUGGGCACGACCAUUUCUUCUCUGGCAAAACUUUUUGUGCAGAGCUGCAGUCUAGGCACUGGAGAACGCUGGACGUCCAUCGUGGAGAAGCUGCAGAUGUGAGUAGGUCACCGGUGGUUGAGUUUCUUUCAUCUGCUCAACACAAACAGAUAUGGUAAAGAAAUGUGAGAACCUCUAACCAUUGACUUCAAUCGUAGGAAAAGCUAAUACUAUGGACCUCAGUGGUUACAGGGUUUUUAUCUUUCUUCAAAAUAACUUCAUUUGUGUUCAACAGAAGAAAUAAAGUCAUAAUGGUUUGGAGCCAUUUAUGCAGGGGUGUCCAAACUCAGUCCUGGAGGUCUGGUGUCCUGCAAAGUUUAAUUCUAGCCCCAAUCUGACACACCCGGGCAAGCUAAUCAAGCUCUUACUAGGCUUUCUAGAAAAUGUGCAGGACACCAGCCCUCCAGGACCGAGUUUUGGCACCCCUGACUUAGGCUAAAGCCCCUUCAGCAAGGCGAUGCCCUGAACUGGACUUAAUUCACUAAGUGGUGCACCUCAUAAAGAACCCUAAGCUUGCCUGGUGAGGCAGGGUGACUUGUUAUGAGAACCAGGCUUGGGUAUAUAUCCAAGAUUUCUACCACUCCCUUUAGAAGUCAGAUAGCGAACCUGCUAGUGCAUUGAUUUUCCUUUCCCUGAUUUUGUAAUGCUCGUCCUUGAUAGUGAUGGUCUUUGUUUGCAUUCUGUCAAAAUCUGCAGGUCACCAGCCCUUUGAGUUUGGACACCACUGCACUAGAGGAAGAGUAAAGGAUAUUAGAAUAUACAUUUUUAGGGUGAACUAUCUCUUUAAUUUCAGUCAUUUGUAAAUAGGUAACUCUCAAUCAGAGUAAGCUGUAAUUUAUAGGCGGAGAUUAUGCAAAGUAAUUGCAUGUGCAGAAACUAUCUAUGGCUAAAAUAUGUUCAAUAAAACUGUCAAUCUAAAUGUUUUUAUCCAGUUUCUAAAUCUCAGGCACUCUUCAAUAAAUGUGCAGCUGGUGGCGCUUGAGAACACCAGAUG